UGCACCGCGGCGGCUGCCCCUGCCCCUCCCCCACCCCGGUGCGCGCACACGCACACACUCUCACAGACACACACGCACACGCACGCGCGCGGCCUGUGGCGGGCGGCCGAGGCGGCCGGAGCAGCAGGCAGCCAGGAGCCCACACACUGCCAAGAGGCCCCACGUGUGCGGGGCCGGGGGAGCAAGAGCGCAGGCUCAGGCUGGGGUGAGGCAGAGACGAUGGCUGCUCAGCUGGAGCCGGCACCAGCCUUAGUUAUCUCCUCAAACCUGGUGCAGCCUGUGGUGAAGAUGGAAGAGCAGGACCAAGGAGGCCCUGAGCCUGGGGCACGAGCUGAGGGGGCAGGGAAAGCCCCUCACGUUGUCCAGGCCGGGACAGAUAGAGCUUCCCUGAGAUGGGCGACACCACAGUGGGUCAAGCAGGAGCCUGUCCAGCGCUGGCAGGUCACAGUGCACAGACAGCUCGAGGGUGUGGCUUUGGACACGGAGGGACCUGGGGCACUGAGGGAAUCCUGGCUGGAGCGGCCACAGCCCCAUCGUGGGCGCAUUCCCUUGGAGGAGGAAGGAUGGGGUGAAAUCCCAGGGCCCCAGGAGGAGCUGCCUCGCGUCCCCAAGGAGGAACCCCUGCCCCACCAGGAGCAAGCCAUGGAAGCCGGGAACAGCCAGGCAUCCGUGCCACUCGGGGAAGGCGCAGACUCUUCUUGCUCCUCAGCCAACACCCGGGGACCCAACUGGUACAAAGCAGAGCUGAGGGACCUCUUAGACAUAUGGGGACAAGAAAGAAUCCAGCGCCUGCUGGAGCAGGGCCACCGCAACAAAAACACCUUCAUGUACAUCGCCGAGCAGAUGCGGCGGCGUGGCCACAACAGGGACUUUAAGCAGUGCCGCUGCAAGAUCAAGGCGCUGAAGUAUGAGUUUUUCCGGGCCAGAGAUGCCAACAACAGGGCCGGAGCGAAAAAGCGAACAUGUGCAUUUUAUGACGAGCUGUCACGAAUCCUGUCGAAGGAGAAGGUGUACCAGGCAACCAAAACGUUUGGCACUAUGGGGGAGCAGGAGGCAUUGGAGGCAUUAGACCACUGGGAGGAUGAGAACAGCAUGGGGAGUGGGAAGCCAGAAAAAUUACUUGAUGACAGCCUCAUGGCCGGGGACCGUGGACAAGGAGCCUACAUUGAGGAGAUGGUGACGAAUGAGAGCACCCCCUCGCCACUGGUCCCGGCAGACUCUUUGCAAGCCAUCCAGACUGAACUGGGGGUCCGCACGGAGGACAUAUUGCUCAUUCCAGCCCUGAUCCCGCAGCAGCAUGCCUCUCUGCAUGCAGAUGAGGAAGAGGGCUCAGAGGACACAGAAGACAGUAGUGACAUGGAGGAAUACAGCCACAUGACCACCAUCCCACGGGCGCCCACCACCACACAAACCCCAACCCGUGCCCCUGACAACCCAGGCCCCGGGAGUGGCAAUGCAUCUGCGCGCGGGAGGACAUCUGAGCGUGGGUCUCAUGCUGCACCACGGCCACCUGCCCGAUCAGGAGCCGAGCGGAUGAGAGAUCAUCGUAGAAGGCUGCGGCAGUCUAAAGAAGAGAUGCUGCAGUCUCUCGUGGUCACGGCGAAAUCCAGGGCCCGGGCAGAGGAUGCCUGGCGCGAGGAAGUCAGGGAGCAGCACAGACGGGAGUUAGAAAUGUGGCAAAGGCAGGAGGCCACCGUGGAAACACUGGUGGCCGCCUUUGGCAGGGCAACCGAGGUGGCCAACAGAUGCUUGGAGCUGGUUGCCAAGUCUGCUGCGGCUCUGGAAGCAGUCGAGGAAAGCUUGAGGCUCAGUUCCCUCGCUCCUGAUCCUCAAACAACCGCGCACACGAGCCGGCAGCCGUCGCUCCGGAUUCGCAAGCUCCCUUCGCGGUUCCGGGGCAAUCCCAAAGUGGGAAAGGGGGUCCAAGGGCGGGGGAAGGACAGCACCCUUCACCACCGCAAGUAGCACAGUGCUGGGGGAGGGUAACCCCAAGCUCAGCACCCACCUAGGAUUUUUUGUUUUUCAUUGUUUGGGACGUGGGGACUUGAACUGUAGCAGCCGCCGCUGACACCUUUUCCCUCGUUACACAAAAAACACUAAUAAAGUUAGAACAAUUUUCAAUUGACAAA
Messenger RNA from Alligator mississippiensis (American alligator), 2129 nucleotides. RefSeq names its product myb/SANT-like DNA-binding domain-containing protein 7. The transcript has 5 exons. The record is from RefSeq and is a predicted model, not a curated record. The coding region runs from base 220 to 1965 and encodes 581 amino acids. NCBI's taxonomy places the organism in Eukaryota, Metazoa, Chordata, Crocodylia, Alligatoridae.